AUGGUGUUACUCUUUAGCGAUCGAAAUCAAGCCUCUAAAGCCAGGAUAAACUGGAACAAUUGGCAGCCUUAUCUCUUUAGGUAAGGAGGUGGGUGGGCAACAGUUACCGAGAAGGCCAUAGCAAUAUGUUUAAGUUUAACAUUUCUUUUCAUCCAAUCUGAUAGUUCCAAGGGAAAACUUAAUUCCCAUUCUAGAGCUAGUGUCCUUUCAUAUUCUUGAAGUGACUUGUCUAUGAUCAAAUUAAAAAACCUUGGAAUACAACAUUACAAAAUAAUAUAAUAAGAUGAGGCUAUUCACUCGCAUCGGAUAAAAUAAGAAAUGAAGAAAAAUAAACGAUGACGAUAAUAAAAAUAUUAAUAAAACAAAAUUAAUAAAUUUAUAAUACAUAUAGGGUAUGAGUUCUACUUAUACUACCUUGCGUGCAAAUAGCUCAACUGAGAAGGUGAUUUUGAAAGUCUAUAGAAUCCUUUUAAGAACUGAAUUAUAAGUUUAAGGCUACAUUCAAUCACAGAUAGCUCACUGACGUCUUGUAGCAUACCAGCAUGACAGCUCCUGCUUGUAGUGAAUAUAUAGCAUGGUGGGUAAAAACAGUUAAAAGUGUCAUAAUCAAAAAAAAAAAACCUUGGAGUCUUUACGGGCUGGAAACAGUUCCGUUUCUAGAUGGCAUGUGACCUCGAAACAGCCAAGAGAGAGUGUUUAUUUUUUAAUAAUGUUUUAUUCCGUUAAAAACGUUUACAGCUCUUUCCAAAGCUCUAACUCUCUAAUCAUUAAAAUCUGCAAAGAGUACGUAUAUCCCAUCACGGCAGAUACGCAAAUACGGUGCAUGUGCUUAUGUUAAAAUAUAAUCAUGGUGCCAGUGUUGAUGAAAAAAAGUUCUUGGGUCAGCGUUUUUAAAGAUGGCACAAGGCGGCAAUUUUGAAGGCCUCCAGUGACUGCUUUUCAAUGACACUAUUUGGUAAAGAGUUCCAGUCUCUUAUUGUACGUGCAGUAAAACUGUGUUAGUAUUUGUUUGUUUUGGCACUAACUUGAAUGAAUUUCGUAGGAUGGAAUUGCCUAGUGCCCUGUCGCCUUUUAAAUAAUAAUAUAAAUAAUAUAUAGGAUAGUGCUGCACGAUCGUGUAGAACGAAACUAUAUGGUAAUAAAAUUCCUAGUCAAAUCUCCAGUUGAUAAAACAUUGUACUUCUGGUAUUCUCGCUCUAGUCCUUCUAUUGAGCGCUCUGACACCAGCUUUGCAUCAGCUGAAAUCGAGUAGGGUGGAACUUGUAUAGCUGAUAGACCAGAAACUUCUUUAUGUUACUUUGUCUGGUCUCUUUCUGUGGGAUGACCACAACCUUUAAAAUGCUCAUAAAACUGAUCACAUACAAUGUGAUGUACACCUUAAUUUCCUCAGUUUAGCAAACCGCUGUGCAUCAGAAGCUAGACGUCAAAACCUCCAGUGGUUUGCACUGCAAUAUUACGGAGAAUGCUGGGCAAGAAAUGGCUCUCUUAAUCAACUACUGCCAAGGUAAUGACCUUUCUGAUAAGAAAAAACGAUCAACCGCUUAAGCGUCAUGCCAGUUUCUUUAUUAUCCGACAUAAGUGUUUGUAUUUAACAAUUAUUCCUCGAGCCCGAAUGGGCUCGGAGUCAAUAGCCCAUGAGGCCGAAGGCCGAAUGGGCUACUGACUCAGAGGCCAUGAGGGCGAGAGGAAUAAUUGUUUUAGCAUCGAGAAUAAAAAGCUUUUAGCUAGUUAAAGCUAGACUUUAAUCCUUUAUUGCCGCCAAAAGGACCGCGCUUUUCGCUGCUAUUGGGCUAUAACAUAUAGCCUAGUAGUAGCUCAAUCAAUCAGAACGAAGCAUUAAUAAUAGACCACUAGUUGGAUUUUACUAAUAAUGGAUAUCCUACUCACAUUGUCCUCGGGUCUUUUCUCGAACGUUCCGGCGGCUUUUCAAGUCCAGAGUCAUAUGUCAAAACAAGAAAAUCUAAAUCUAAACGGGUUCUAACCAAAAGACCAGCCUAAUUUUUUCCUAAACUUAGAUUUUCAUGUAGCAUUUGUUUCAAAAUAAUUAUUGGCGUUUUAGCAUAAAUAUGCAAAAAAAUAUCUUUCCGUAAGGCAUUAAAUAGAUUACCAAGAAACUGGUUCUUAAUAUAUUCUUAUAUUCAGUAACAUUCUAGUAUUUGAAACUGUUACAGUGUAAAGGCCUCAGAGGGAACCACCUAUUAAAAUAAUCAGGUUAAUCCGCCAAUCACAAGUCACGUUCACAAAAAAAGCCAAUGAAAAGUGAGAACACGUGUUUAGGAUUUCAAUCCAAGCUCAGUUAGGCCCCAGUUGAUUUCGCUGCACCGUCAAAGUGUCUGAUGAGGACCGCCAAGCAUGAAGGAAGACAACUAAAACUGAACCAAAAAACACUGGAGAGAGUUCACAAGUUUGACUGGGUAUAAAAAUGGCUGGAUUUUAAAAUGGUUGACUAACAAUUUGAAACUAAAUAAACUGAUGUCUUUUUCUUCUCGAUCCAUUGCCAAUUUAGCCCCUUUUGUAGAUCAAGGCAUAUAACUUCAUGCGCAGCUUAUACAAAAAAUUUGAAGAAUUCUUCAACACUGUGGCCUCUUACAUGUAAUUUUAUGCAAGAAGUAAGUUAACAUCUCGGGCGUCUUAGACACAAUCGAAUUUUCAUCCUGUGUCCUCAUUGCUUUAUUCCACCAAUUCUAAGUACAAGAGCCUAUCCACAUCGGCACCAACAUGUCGGCCGGAAACCAACAAAAACAUCUGUCACCGAGUUUUCCUACAAAAACGUAAAUUUACCCCUCAAGGAGGUCAUAAACAUUAAGUGAUACUUUUUCUAAUACAUGAGCUGUUCAGAUAACAAAAUUUUCCGAAAUAAGUCAACCUGUAUGACAGCUCUCUUUACUGCCACGUAAAUGCCGCGUCACGAAAAAGCUCAGAAAUAUUUUAAGCGUACUCUUCUAUAACAAAACCAAGAACCCUUUCGAAGCGAAAGUUUGUAUGAAAAUUAGUUUUCAGCUGCUCUAAUACAUUAUGAAAGUAAAAUCUCAGUAGGAUCCAUAGUUUUGUAGUUUAAAUUUUAGUGACGUCAUGUGAAAACCAACAAUUGCUCAUUUGUUUUCAAUUUGUAGAAAAUAGAGAAAAAUUCAAACGUUUUGCGCAGAAGAAAAAGCCGCAUUUCUAUACCUAAAAGCAUUAUAUAACAAGGUGAAACGCUCUCUGAUUUGCAUGAUCAAUCAGAUCAUACUCAGCCUCCUUCCAUAAUUGCUGAAUGCUAAGGAUAAAUCCUAACUCAAAAGGUCUGAGUAAACCAGCCCAUGAGGCAUCACUGUUCAGGUUGCAAUUCUCCGACAUUUGAUUGAAAUUAAUAUCGCCAAUUUUUAUUCUACCCUUUCUAAAAGGUACCCGAAGGAUUCGGAAGGCAAUUGUGUGGGAGAAUCGUUCAAACCGUGUGAACAAGAAGAUCCUAAAUCACUUUGCGUAGGAAGAGCUUACAGAGCUUACUUCUAUGAGUUUAGAGACAAGCAAAACUUCUCGUAUCAAAUACCAGUUGGUGGGGGAUACGGUGAGUCUUACAUGUUUUACAGUAAAAAAUCUUUAUAUUUAUCCUGUUUUUAUCUCACCUGAAGUGUCACGUGUAAUUCGCCGCUCCCUCCCUGUAGGUUGCCAGAAAGCUGUAGACAUUGCAUUCGUCAUCGACACAUCCGGGAGUGUAAAGCAAGUUAAUUUCAACAAAGUGAUUCAGUUCCUCAAAAUGUUCGUCGACCGCUUUGACUUUCCAGAUAGUGGGACCAGGUAA
Messenger RNA from Porites evermanni, 3781 nucleotides. The record is from the annotation of a GenBank genome assembly. Lineage: Eukaryota; Metazoa; Cnidaria; Anthozoa; Scleractinia; Poritidae.